AGCGUAACGCCGGGGCUGGGCAGAGCGGGCGCCCACCAGCUUGUGCCAGGAUGUCACACGUGGGGACACAGAGCAGUCCCCUCUGGGAGGAUGCGUCCCGGCAGGGUGGCACUGGGCUGCCCAUUGCUACCCGGGGGUGUCCGCAUGGGGCUGGACGUGGCGCACAGUGCGGCUGUGGGUCUUCACGUGGGGAGGCCGUGGGCUCAGCAGCUCCGCACAGGGAGGAGGGAUGGCGACGUCAGCAGUGGGGAGCGGGGAAGGUGUGAGUUGGCGGUGGGGAGGGCAGCACGGGGCUGCUGGCAUGUGGGGCGGGAGGCGGGGGGUGGUGACAGGAGGGGACAGGGCCGAGCUGGGGCUGGCAGUGGCCGCAGGGUCUGGCCAGGGCACAGUUUGGUGACCAGGGUGAAGAGCGUGGGAGCUGCGGUGGCCGAGCGCGGGGUGCUGUCCUGUGCUGGGCUGGUGGGGAGCUGCUGCCCAUGGACACAGCCUGCGCCAGAGUGGGGUACCGCUGCAGAGUGCGUAUUUAUUGAGCUUUGGGCUGCCCCUGCAGCAGUGCUGCCUGCUGGCACUGGGAGGUGGCGGUGGCUGCGCUGUGGGCAUACGUUGGCCACGGCACCUGUGCUGGCUGCGGUGCGGUCCGGCCAAGCAAUAAACCUAGCUGUGUGCAUGCUGCGCCUGCCUCGCCUCUCCUUUGGGCAGCAGCCAGGCACUGGGGCGAAGAGGAGCAGAUGUGGGGCAGACGCCACGCAGAGCUCAUGGAGCCAGGCCCAGCCCUGUCCCCCUGCUCAGGGGUGGAGGUCGGGGUGCUGCUCUGCCUGGCGAAGCAGAGGAUGCUGUGUGUCCCCUCCUGGCUGUGCCUGUGCUGCUGGGGGGAAUGGGAGGGACGUGGCGGGCUGGCACAGGUCCCUCCUGCGCAGCGUUCCUGUCAUGUGCUUUCGAACCCUCUGGUCUCAUUUCCAAAAAAGCAUUUCCUCCUUCUCUGGUCGCAUAUAA
Gallus gallus (chicken) is the source of this 993-nucleotide messenger RNA. RefSeq lists its product as uncharacterized. Lineage: Eukaryota; Metazoa; Chordata; Aves; Galliformes; Phasianidae. The transcript has a single exon. The coding region runs from base 91 to 993 and encodes 300 amino acids. The record is from RefSeq and is a predicted model, not a curated record.